Messenger RNA from Paramecium tetraurelia, 939 nucleotides. RefSeq lists its product as uncharacterized. The record is from RefSeq and is a predicted model, not a curated record. Gene Ontology annotation, molecular function: ATP binding; protein serine/threonine kinase activity. The transcript has 5 exons. Gene Ontology annotation, biological process: signal transduction; protein phosphorylation. Lineage: Eukaryota; Ciliophora; Oligohymenophorea; Peniculida; Parameciidae. Gene Ontology annotation, cellular component: cytoplasm.
AUGGAAACACAUGGUAGCAUUCCUAAUUACGAAAUUACAAGGGUUAUUGGUUCAGGGGCUUUCGGUUAUGUUUUCGAAGCAAUUGAUACUAAGAGACACUAAAAAGUAGCCCUAAAAAGAAUGCAAAAAGUGGGUAAAAUAUCAAGCAGAGAAUGUGAUAUAUUGAUGCAAUUGAAAUCGUGUCCAAAUGUUGUUAAAUUGAUAGAUGUUUUCUACAGCAGAAGUGAAGAUAAUAAAAUGGUUUAAAACAUCAUACUAGAAUUUAUGGAUCAAAAUUUAGAAAAUAUUAUAAUUGAUCAUAGAAAAAGAAAGGAAUAUUUUGAUGCAAAAACACUUAAGAACUAUCUUCAUUAGAUGCUCAAAGGUCUUGAUUAGAUUCAUAAAAAGCAUAUUGCUCAUCGGGACUUAAAACCAGAAAAUGUGUUGAUUCAAGAUGGAACUCUUAAAUUAUGUGAUUUUGGAAGUGCUAAAGAAAUGACUGGAACAGCUGUGAAUACACCUUAUAUUGUUUCCAGAUUUUACAGAGCUCCUGAAUUAUUGCUAGGCGUCACUACUUACACUGAAUCCAUUGAUAUUUGGGCUUUCGGUUGUAUAAUGGCUGAAUUAGCAUUAUUGGAACCCUUUUUUAUUGGCAAAUCUGAAGGAGAUCAAUUAUUUUAAAUACUCAAAAUAAUGGGAUCCUUUACAGAGGAAGAUCUUAAAUAUUUCGAAAGAGUGGUUCCUUUUGACAUCAAUUUAUUUCAGGAGUUUCCUGAAUACAAAGCCAUUAAUUUGAAUGAUAAAUUUAGUAAUGUCGAGGAUAGAGAAAAUUUUGUAGACUUGCUAAAAAAACUACUGAAAUAUAUACCUGAAUAAAGACCUAGUGCAAGUUAAGCUUUGCAACACUAAUAUUUUAAAGAUAUUUUAGAUUAGUGAUAUAUCAAAAUUGUUUUUAAUUAA